GGCGAUCAGGAGGACUACAACAACGAGUACCAGCGAGGUGGCACUUUAGAAGGGCCAUCCCUUUCAGGUGCGGACACCCGAAAUAAACUCGACGUCGCAGACCUACUUUGGAGGUCCACAGAACCGAACCAGACAAAAGGAAAGGGAUCGGGCAAGAACAGUAAGAAGUGCGGCGGUAAUCACUCACGACUUGGCUGUGUUAUGUUCCACCUUCUUACAGCUGCUCACUGUUUUGCGCACACUACUACACCGCAGAACGUGGACUGUCCGACUUGUGGCACAAAACGUGGCAGCAUCAAGAUACGACGCGAGGGGGUGUCGGGUCAAGUCUGGAUCUGUGCUGACCUGAUUGCGAAGUGGAGG
Messenger RNA from Amoebophrya sp. A25, 363 nucleotides. The record is from the annotation of a GenBank genome assembly. NCBI's taxonomy places the organism in Eukaryota, Dinophyceae, Syndiniales, Amoebophryaceae.